Messenger RNA from Erpetoichthys calabaricus (reedfish), 1100 nucleotides. RefSeq names its product E3 SUMO-protein ligase ZBED1-like. Lineage: Eukaryota; Metazoa; Chordata; Cladistia; Polypteriformes; Polypteridae. The coding region runs from base 265 to 1092 and encodes 275 amino acids. The transcript is spliced from 2 exons. The record is from RefSeq and is a predicted model, not a curated record. Gene Ontology annotation, molecular function: protein dimerization activity.
UUUAUCAAAUAAAUGCAGGCUUGAUGCGCAUAAGGGACUUAUUUAGCCUAAAAUAAAUGUGCAUGCAAAUUUGACCAAAUGGAAUAAUAUACAUUAAUGGACUUAUUUAUUUAUGCAUUCAUUCGUUUAUUUAGGCCUAUUUAUUCAUUCAUUUGUUUAUUUAGGCCUAUUCAUUCAUUUAAUCGUUUAUUCAUCAUUCAUUAAUUAAUUCAGCCAUCCAUCUGUCGGCAGGACUGUGCAACUCGCUGGGGCUCCAAACUGGCAAUGGUGGAGCGCAUCCUCAAGCAGGCCCAAGCGAUCAGACACGUCCUGUCUGAUGACAGAAGGAGCAGCCUGUCCCUGACCUGGCAGGACAUGGACGUCUUGAAAGCUGUUCACGAAGCACUGAAACCAGUCGGUGACUUCACUGAUAUUUUGUCAGGAGAAAAUUAUGUGACCAGUUCCUGUAUCCUCCCCAUACUACAGCUCUGCAGGGACAAUGUGAUGGCUGCGUCAGAAAAUGACCUCCAGCUAACAAAGUCAAUCAAAACUGGAAUUCUAACAAAGCUGGAGGCCAAGUAUGAAUCCAAUUUAGUGCGCAAAAUAUUGCGAAAAUGCACUUUCCUCAACCCUCGUUACCGUGGAGGAUAUGAGACGGAUGACAACACAUUGGCUGAGACCAAGGCUGAAUUACAGGCUGAGAUCGUGAGCUUAGAGGCAGCAGGUCCAGUGGCCAUCAGAGUGGAAGAGGGAGAGGCGCAACCUGCACCCUCACGAAAAAAGAUGACUCUGGGAAGUAUGCUGCAAAAAAAAUCUGAUGCAAUGGCAGGUCCCGUCAGCAUCGGCACCGACCGAGUCGGAGCUGAAAUAACAGCCUACUGUUUGGAGCCAGUUACUCAAGGAGACGAGGACCCACUUCUCUGGUGGAAAAAUGCUGCCGGGCGUUUUCCCCAGAUGUCGCGAGUGGCACGAAAGUACCUGUGCGUCUGUGCCGCAAGCACACCAUCGGAGCGGGUUUUCAGCACCGCAGGUAAAGUUGUCGGUCCACAACGUGCCCUGUUAAAGCCGGACAAAGUAAACAUGCUGGUUUUUCUAGCGAAAAAUCUUGACUAGAUUGAUGC